AUGAAACUUUUCGGAAUCAACAAAAUUAUGGGCCACUGCCGGAGCUCGGACCAGAAGCGGCUUGAAGCUGGCCAGCUGGAGGUUAAGGAAAGCCAUUCUGAAUCUCUUAAAGGAAAAAGCGAAGGAGACGCCCCCGAGUCGUCCCAGCAACUCCAGCAGAAGAGUCCUGUCCCCAAGAAACCGUGUCCCAAUGGCGAGACCCCACCCGGCGAGAACCUAUAUAUCCUGAAGAACUGCGAUCAUUGUGCGGACUUUACUGUAGGUCCCUGCAAAAAAUGUCGGUGUGCUCGAAGGCCAGAAUGUUCCAGGCAAUGCCAUAAUACGCCGAAGCCGACAUCUCAGGAAAGCAUGUCGCCGGAAGAGCCCGUUUCCAUCGACACACCGCCGAGUACUACUGUGCCGGAGCCCUCCCGUCAUUUGGGUGGAAAGUGCGGGCCGCAGGUCUGUCAGGUCUGCAGGCAGCAGGAAGUCACUGAAAAGCACACAUGCCUGUGCACCAACUGCAAUGCCAAGAUCCAGGAUGCUGUGAAUGAAGUCUAUGUCCAAUGCCAGGGCCAGUGUCAAAAAGAAGGUCCUUCCCAGGCGCCGCCUCCCACUGCGUACCAACCCGGCCAGCAGGGAGGUCAAUGGCAGCAGUUCAAUCAAGGUUAUAAUUCGGGUGACCGAAAUGCCAAUCCUUACAACAUAAUCGUGGUUCAAGACUGCGACAAUCAUGCGUUUAUGGAACAACUCACCUCGGCCAUUAGUCGAGGUGCACCUCAAGCGGGAGGACCACAGAUGGGAGGACCCCAGAGAUGGAAUCCGCCAAACAAUGGCUUCCAAAAUGUAGGUGGUGUGGUGGACUAUCAGUAUCUGGACUUGAAUGGUGAACGUGGUGGAUACGACAAUCCCCGGGAUGGAGGCUACGACUACGGCUAUGAGAUGGGUCGGCCGCCCAUGGAUGAGCAGUACUUACCGGAGUUUGAGGACAGGUACGCAAGACGCGACUCCAGAAGCACCGGGAACCGGGGAUGCAAUCGCAACACUUGUCCGAGAAGAACGGAAUCGAACCAGUUUCCGGAAGGGGAACGCAAAGAGGACGCAACAACCUGCACUUGCAACUGCCCCAUAUGCCGCAAGGGCUUCGAGACCAAGGAAAAGCUUGCCAUGCUGAUUGCCCAGGCCCUGGAGAUCUUCAUCAUGGGAUAUCAGGCCAAGCAGAGCCCGGUGACGGAAAAGAAGGAUAAGAAGGGGAAAAAGGACAAGAAGGAUAAAAAAGACAAAAAGGGCAAAGACAACAAGGACAACAAAAAUAACAAACAGCGAAAGGGCAAGGGGAUGCACGAGAAUAGACCCAAGGCGUUGCCCAGAUCGCGAUCAGGUGGUAAGGCGGAAUCUGGUCCUUCUUCUCCAGCAAGUUCCAGGCAGAACUUUCCCCAAGACAACAGCCAAUACCCCAAUUUCGCUCUUCCUUCCAAGGACCCAAAUCCGUACAACAGGGACCCCGGUGAUUCGCUGGAAAACACGUCCAAUCCCUUUAGUCAAGGCUCCAAGAACUCCAAUCCGAGGAGUUUAUUCCAAGGGUCAUCUAAGAACUUCCAAAAGGCGGAUCGCAUCAGUCAGGGGUCAAAGAACUCCCAAAGGUCCCAGAACGCCCCGCCGCCAACGGAUGACUUCUUUCUGCCCAACUGCCAAGAGCAUCGCUGCAAGUACAACUGCGGCGGACUCUGCUCCCGGCCGCCCCACAAUUGCGGCAAAGCCUGCAAGGGCCACUGCCGAGGUGCCUGCUCCAUUUCCAAGUCCGGAGCCGGUGACGGACGCAGUCGCAGCAAGAAUCGCGGCCCCCAACUCCCCGCCCAUCGACACUCUCGCUGCGAGCAGUGCAACAAAAUCGAGGGGCGUCAGUGGCAGGAGGUGGACUCCUGCCCCGGGAACGCCCACUCCGGCACCAAGUCGGGAACAGGGUGCGCCGGCUGUGGCAACUCGCAGGACAGAAACGAAGGAGGCGGGAGUAGACGUGGCCGGAACACCCUGAUGGGACUCAGCCCCAUUGCCCACUAUCGUCCUGGGAUGCUGCAGUUUCCCGUCAACUACCUCCUGGCAGGCACUCAAUUCCGGCGCAGACUAUCCCGCACCGCCGCCGGAGUUACGCUCCACCAACGACCCUAUGUGGACGAGGCGGAUGUCAAGGAUCUGCCCAUUUUCCCGCUGAAACGACAGGAGAGCACCCUGGACACGCCGGUGCCCCCCAAAAAAUGGCUUUGAGCUCCAGAGCGCGCCUUCGGAAUUUAUGCAUUGUAUGCAAUCGAAGAGCUGUCGUUCGUCUUCGAUCGGUAAAGUGCAUAAGUUCGGCCAGUCGCGUAGUGGUUUAUAGUUUUAGUGCUCCAGAAAUUUCCAGUAUAAUACCAGUAAUAUAAUAGCAGUUUUUGAAUACCUCAAGUACAAUAAACCAAUUUCAAUAAAAUGCAACA
This is a messenger RNA of Drosophila bipectinata, 2450 nucleotides long. RefSeq lists its product as uncharacterized. The record is from RefSeq and is a predicted model, not a curated record. NCBI's taxonomy places the organism in Eukaryota, Metazoa, Arthropoda, Insecta, Diptera, Drosophilidae.